UUUUUUUUAAAUAUGCCGCGAGUGGGUCUACCCGCCGUGCUGCUGCUAGGCGCGUGCGUACGCGCCUUCCUGUACGUUGUGCCGUCCAUCCACGUGACUUUAUCAACCCGCCCCGAGCUGUCCACGUCUAUCUCGUCAUUUCACCGCCUACAGGAGGGAGUAUUUCUCUUCCAAACUACCGGUUCGCCCUACUCUGGGGACGUUUAUCAUCAACCCCCGCUGCUCUUCGCUCUGCUGUAUCCAGUGCUGCAGGUGGCCCCAGCGUCUCUCCAAUAUUUUAUCAUAUGCACCGUAUUCAUUCUCGUGGAUCUACUACUUGCCAUGGGCUUCGCUCGGCUCUGUAAGAGGAAUUUGAAGCUGGAAGAGGGACGUCGCUUCACGUUUCAGGAUAAGGAGGUUUGGCUUACCUUAGUGCCCGUUUCGCCGCUGUUUAAACCGAAAAAUCUGCCAACGACAGUGGCUUUUAUUGCACUGAUGAACCCGUAUUCACUGGCAUCAAGUGUAGCCAUGUCAUCAGUGGGCUUUACACACUUGGCAGUGCUCUACAGCUUGGUCUUCGCCUCAGAAGGUGACAAUAUUUACAUGUAUUGUAUCAUUUACCAGUAAAAUGAUUUUAAUUUUGUAUUACUAUGCUGUGUUUUUUAGGAGCUCUUGCUGCGUCAAUGAUGUGUGUGGCGGUGGGCACGUAUCUAUCUGUGUACCCAUUCUUCCUGAUGAUACCCAUUGUGCUGCUACUACGCUCAGUCAAAGACUCGUCUUUGGUGUCGCUAGUAGUAAAAUGCCUUAUAGUAGUUAUCGCCUGGCUGGGUUUGCUAUUCUACUUGUCGUGGAGUUUGACUGGAGGUUGGGGAUUUUUGGAGGAAACUUACGUGUGGGUGGCGAAAUACUCGGAUUUGACCCCGAACAUUGGCAUCUUCUGGUACUUCUUCAUGGAAGUUUUCGACCGCUUUAUCCCAUAUUUCCUCUUCGUGCUGCACUUGCACCCAGUCAUCUACAUCGUCCCGAUCUACCUGCGCUUGGCACACCGGCCUCAAGCCUACGCUUGUGCGUUGAUCGGCAUCUUUUCUCUAUUCCAGGCGUAUCCCUCCUUUGGAGACUUUGGAUUCUUCCUUUCAAUGCUGGCGAUGCACCCGAAGACGAUAAUGACGAUCGAAAACCGGUUUGUCUACGUGCUCGGCUUGGGUGUGGCCACGUGCAUGCUGCCCGUGAUGUGGUUCUUGUGGUUGUUCCCGGCCUCUGGCAACGCGAACUUCUUCUACAACCAGACGUUGGUGUACCAGAUCUUCAAUACUCAGAUCAUUACAGCGUUCGUAGGAGCCACCAUGAAACGCGACAAGGAUGUGGACAAGUACCGGGCCAGUCGCUUGAAACAACUGGAGAAAACCAGCGAAUAAAAACUUCGAACUCUAGGUCACUAUUUGUGUUGAACAGCCAUUGUUUUGGAAGGGAACGGUAAUGGAGGUGUGGACAACUUCCAGUCAUUCGCAGCGUCAAAACGUUGAAUGCUUCCCGCUGGCGACUUCGGAAAUUCUCGUACAUACUUUACGUUUCGCAGGCUUUUUGUUGCUUGAUGAUGCUGUGGAACGAUACAAGUAAGUACUAGCACGCACAAUUAUUAAUGUACAAUAAGAUACUAACUUCGUGGAGUGAAAAGAGAUUUUCUGCUCCGUCGAUGGACAACGGUGUCUUGUGGGACAGUCGAUUUGGAUACGCUGGAGUUCGGAUCCGUAAGUUCUGUAGAUGUUUCUCACCGUUGUGCUGUUAAAUACAUCAUGGUUAGAAAUAUAACGCCCACUAAUUAAAAGCGAUCAACUUACGACAUGUUUGGGUA
Messenger RNA from Phytophthora nicotianae INRA-310, 1831 nucleotides. RefSeq lists its product as hypothetical. NCBI's taxonomy places the organism in Eukaryota, Oomycota, Peronosporomycetes, Peronosporales, Peronosporaceae. The coding region runs from base 608 to 1456 and encodes 282 amino acids. The transcript has 4 exons. The record is from RefSeq and is a predicted model, not a curated record.